This is a messenger RNA of Symbiodinium sp. CCMP2456, 978 nucleotides long. The record is from the annotation of a GenBank genome assembly. Lineage: Eukaryota; Dinophyceae; Suessiales; Symbiodiniaceae.
AUGGCGGCCACGAGCAGCAACUCGAGGCCGCAAGGGGCCGAUGUGUCCAUCACCGACACGCUGAAGGGCUACUGCGCCACACCGCGCCUGCACAGCGGCCGUCGAAUGGGUGUUGUGCUGGUUGCCGGAUCGGAGGCGAUAGAGGUCCGGCACGCCGCAGAGCACCUAGCCUCCUGCGGCUUUUCCGGCAUUGUGCCAGACUUCGCUGGGCAGAUCGAUUCGGGGGCUUCCACCGGCAGCAGCUCCGAAAAGGACUGGCUUCUUGAGGCCCUUCUCCCCGAGGUGGAGGCAUCCGUGGCAUUCUUGCGCCGGCAGGGCUGCAACCGCUUCGGCCUGGUCGGCUUCGGCCCACGAGGGGGUCGGCUGGCCGAAGCUGCGUCGGGCCUGGGUCACUUCGCGGCAUCCGUGUCGGUGCAGGGCACCGGCCAUUCCCGCAGCACGUAUGCAGAGGCCCAAUGCGGCAUGCUGUACAUCGUUUCAGAAGAUGGCUGUUCCACGGAUGCUGCGGUCCUCUCCGAGCUGGCAGCGGCCGGCGCGGCAACGAAGGUCCUCCAGGCCGCUGAAUUCCAAACCCAGCUCCUGGAGCUUCUGGCCGACACCUUCAGCAAGGCUUGCCUGCGAAAAGCCACCUUUGUCAAGGUAGGCACCUUGCAUCCAGAUGCCAAGGGCCUGAACGUGCUGCUGAAGGUGUUAGAAGAGCCCCGCCUGGCCGUGAAAACGGCCUCUGGGAGCAUCUUCGAGGUGAGAUGUGGCGAUGAGACCGCUCAGGUCGUCCUCUCUCUGCAGGAGGAGCAGCUGCAGGGCAUUGAGCCAGACAAGGUCCUGGCGGCUCGAAAUGCCUCCAUCCGCAUGGUGCAGGGCUUCAUGCGCCUGGCGGUGGACAAGUGGGGCAAGCUGGACCUGGAAGUGGCCGGGAAGAUCGACGAGGUUGGGAAGAAGAACCUCUCGGAGAUCCAGUACGAGCUGAUGCGCCCCUGA